UUGCUGGUCUCUCAGAUGGCCCACAGAGCUCCCUCCAGCCAGAGAACACCAGAAUAUGGGACACUGAAGGACCUCCCUGUUCCAGAGGGCACAGCAGGGAUAACGUCAAACCCAUGUACAUUCUGCAGGUCCCCGAUGAACCCAGGGAACCCUCCACCGUAUCCGGGCCCUGGUCCGACGGCCCCGUACCCACCUUAUCCACAACAACCAAUGGGACCAGAGGGCUACCCUCCAGGACCUAUGGGGGGACCCUACCCACCUCCUCAGGGUUACCCCUACCAAGGAUACCCACAGUAUGGCUGGCAGGGCGGACCUCAGGAGCCUCCUAAAACCACAGUGUAUGUGGUGGAAGACCAAAGACGGGAUGACCUGGGCCCAUCCACCUGCCUCACAGCCUGCUGGACUGCACUCUGUUGCUGCUGUCUCUGGGACAUGCUCACUUGACCUGACCAGCCCUCCAGUCCUGCCAGCUCUGCCACCGCCUUCAACAGGUGUGCCUGCCCCAUCUCUUCUGAUUGCUGAAAUAAAUGAAUGACUAGCUCUGCACAGACAUUUCUACCUUCAACACAGUGGGAUUCUAGAUUAUUAGCAGGGGUUGCACUGCUGUUUAAUUCAGUGACUUUAUCUUUUUAAUGUUCAAAAUGCAUUUCUUAUUGGCCUUUCACAAAUGUGCUAAAUGACUUUUAUUUUUUUGGCCAAAGGCUUAGUUAUAAAAUAUAUAUUUAUAAUUUUAAAAUUAUACAUUCAAGGUAGUGACAUGAUGUAAUCACACUGAAUGAUUUCUCUGCUAACACCCUGUAUGUUUCAAUAAAUUGGUCUAAACCUCAA
Messenger RNA from Neofelis nebulosa (Clouded leopard), 828 nucleotides. It is a transcript of the gene CYSTM1, whose product is annotated as cysteine rich transmembrane module containing 1. Gene Ontology annotation, cellular component: extracellular exosome. The record is from RefSeq and is a predicted model, not a curated record. Bases 16 to 444 code for a protein of 142 amino acids. NCBI's taxonomy places the organism in Eukaryota, Metazoa, Chordata, Mammalia, Carnivora, Felidae. The transcript has 3 exons.